UACCCACCGCUCUGAACCAGCAGAGACCGCUAACUACAGAGCGGCUGAUCCCAGACCUGCGCUUUCAGCACCGCGGUUUUCUCUGUGUGUUCAGCCCGGUCAGCUGCCCAGUCUUCUUCCGCCUUUCACCGUAGAGAGGACAGCGUUCACUCGGCCAGCAUGUUGUCGGAGGGCAGCUCGUUCCUGAAGGGCAUGGUCCUCGGCGGUGUCUUUUGCUUGAUACUGUCUCUUCUCGGCACCUUCAGUCCAGGAAUUACGUCCCAGACUGAGCAGCACCUCCACCACCAUCUCAAACCCCUGAGUAAAGAGGAGCUGCAGAAGCUGAGUGAGAAUCAGAUGUCUGAAGUCACCCAGCAGGUGCAGGUGUAUUGCGUCAUCAUGGUCACUCCCAAGAUCCUGGUUUACUGGGCGACUGCCAAUGAUACAUGGAGCAAACAUUGCGACAGGUCUGUGUUCUACAGCUCUGAAUCAGCCAAAGCUUUGGAGGCGGUGGAUCUGCAGGAACAGGACGAGUGGGCAAGGCUGAGGAAAGCCCUCCUGCACGCGUAUGAAAACGCAGGCGGGCUACGCUGGUUCUUUAUAGCGCGUCCGACCACUUUUGCUAUUAUUGAGAACCUCAAAUAUCUGGUGCUGGUUAAAGACCCAAGUGAGCCUUUUUACAUCGGGCAUGUGCAGAAAUCUGGCGAGCUGGAGUAUGUGGAGUACGAGAGUGGAAUCGUACUCAGUUAUGAAGCUCUGAAGAGGCUGGUGGGCAUGUUUAAGGAUGAAAGUAAAUGCCCAGAGAGGGCACACGCCUUGUGGAAGGUAAGUGAAGAGAAGCAGCUUGCCACGUGUCUGAAGUACAGCGGAGUGUUCGCCGAAAACGGAGAGGACGCUCAAGGCAAAGAACUCUUUAACAAAAAGACUGUAGGCAUGCUCAUUUCCGACAGCAUGGUCCAAAACCCCAACGAUGUGGUUGAGGCCUGCUGUUCUGACAUGGCCAUCACCUUCAGUGGGAUGAACCCAAGCCAGAUGCAGGUUAUGAUGUACGGAGUGUACAGGCUGCGGCCGUACGGACACAACUUCCACGACUCCUUGACAUUUUUACCUCCAAAAGGAUCAGACAAUGAUUAACACCAUUCAAUGGGACUUCUGCUGCACUAGGUUGGUAUUAGUGAGCAUCCUUUAUUGUUUGGUACUUUGGUGUAGGUCCAAGGCAGUGUUUAAACACGUGAUGUACACUGUGCUGUAUGUAUUUGGAAUCGAGUGUGUUGAGGUUUACAUGGAGAAAUAUUCAUUCUUUCCUUUCUUUUUCCUUCAAACUGUGGAUGAAAUUAAAUUUAAGAGCCUGAAGAUGACUUCUUAAUUUGAUUACAUACAUUAUUUAAAACUCAGAAAAACACAAAGGUCAGGGAUGUAACUGUCGCCACUUAGCCAUUAUGUUGUAUCUGACUGUUGGAUCUGAAGCCUCUGUGUAUUAUAUUAGUGUUAUUCAGUAAAUUUUGUUCUUUAAAUGAGUUUUUGGAAGCAGUUUCAGAGCAUAUAUGAAAAUGCAUGUUUUCCAUUGGACUGCAGACUAUAAUGAAAUGAUGAAGCAGUAUGUUAUUAUAUGUCUGACUCAUAAUUACGUUAUUAUGAUGUCAGAUUGCUGUAUGUUUUUACAGUACCUGUCAAAAGUUUAAAACACACCUUCUUAUUCAAUGUUUUCUUUAUUUGGUUUAUUUAUUUUCUACAUUGUAGAUUAAUAUUAAAGAAUGAAACAAUGAUAAAACACAAAUGGUUUUACGUAGUAAAAAAAAAAAAAAAAAAGUGUUGGUCCUCCAUAUUAAUCCCCUGAUCUAACCCUAAAUAAAUGAAAUGGGUGAUUUGGAAUGAGCUCAGGAUCAGGACCACGGCAUUUUUAUAUUCUUGUUUGUUUAGCUUUUUUUGUUCCAAGAAUAAUUCUGCAUGUGUUCCUGUGUAGCUUCAAUCACUUCGAUAUUAAAUUAACAACGUAAAAAAAAUUAUAAAAAAGAAAGAAAACACGUUACAAGAGAAGAGGUGUGUCCUAACUUUUGACUGGUACUACAUAUCCAAAACUAUUAGUGACCAAAAUUAAAUUUUAAAAGAAUGAAUUCAAUUAUAUUGAAAGAAUAGUUGCUUUUUUAUGCCUAUGAAUUAGGGAUAUACGCAUAUUAACUUUUAAGGCAGAAACUGAACAAAAUAAUGGCUCAACACGUUUUUCGCGGGUUUUUAAUUAAUUUAUUUUUUUGGUCUAAAACUGUUUCUUUUACAGUAUGAACACUUCAGCUUUUCCCUUAUUUGGCCCAACACCAAAAGUGCUUUUUUUUGCUAAAUAAUGUAUUCAGUGCAAUCCCAUUUUAAACAAAACAUAUUUCACAUGUUUAAACUUUAAAAUGAUCACAGUAUGAAAGCAAAAGAAAGUUCCUUUAAAAAAACCCAACAGAGAUUGGCUGGUCAUCUAAGAACAUAAAUAAUUUUUUUCUAUUUUUAUACCAUUCUUUUCAUUGUUAUUUGUGCUCCACAUGCUUUUAGAAUCUGUAUUCUCUCUUUAAACACAUUUCUCACGUCUGAUGUCCUUCAUAGGAGCUAUGAAAUGGUUUCAUGUGUCUGGUAUAAUUUUUCACUGUUUAUCUGCUGCUGCUCAGACUGUGUAAAUAUGUGUGUGGAUUGAGAGAGCAGAAAGAGACGAGGGGAACAGGCUCUUUUUCAUUAUUGGUGAAACUUGAAGUGUUUCUUUGGCCGAAGUGUUUUCCCUUUUUUAUAAUCCAAAACCUGAAGUUCAACUUUUGUCAGAGUGUGUAUAUUUUAUAUAAAUCUGAUUUUCCGGGAGAGGGAACACAACCUGAUGAUGUUUUUAAAUGAAGAAUUAAUUGUUCCUUUGUAUUGUAUGUGUGUAAAAGAGGGGUGGUUGCCUGGGCUACAAAGAAUGGCAAAAGGGAUUGCUUUGAAUGUACAUAAAAUAUCUGGGAAUCAAAUUAGCACUGCGAUUGGUGUCUUGAAGACUGGAUCAUUUUGAUCAAGAGUUGACUAAUGUUCUAUAAAAUGUGAUUAUUCAUUUUUAUAUGAGCUUUUAUGUAAGUGGUAAUAUAUGAUUAAAUAAAACCAUAACAUUUUGAA
Messenger RNA from Astyanax mexicanus (Mexican tetra), 3099 nucleotides. It is a transcript of the gene c1galt1c1, whose product is annotated as C1GALT1-specific chaperone 1. The record is from RefSeq and is a predicted model, not a curated record. The coding region runs from base 160 to 1113 and encodes 317 amino acids. Gene Ontology annotation, molecular function: N-acetylgalactosaminide beta-1,3-galactosyltransferase activity. The transcript has 2 exons. Lineage: Eukaryota; Metazoa; Chordata; Actinopteri; Characiformes; Acestrorhamphidae.